AUGGACACAACUCAAGACUUGCAUGUCCGUCGCCACAAGUAUGUCAAUCCCCACAAAAACAAUGCUGCCAUCUCGGAUGACCAUGAGGGGUAUGCAAAUCUUCUUGCUUUUAUUAAACAUGCUGUAGGUAGCAAUUGCAAACUGGAAAUGUUCACCAUCAAUUUGGGAAUACACAUUCUACGUCAUCACCUCAAGAAAGAAUUCUCCACUGACAAAAGCUGUAACCUUGAGAAUCAGCAAUUCUAUUGCAGUGCUUUAGUGGCACAAGGAUUGCACUUGGGUAUUAUGAAGCAAGAAAUCAACCCUGAUGAGCUCAUGCCUAACUCCUAUGCAUUGCCAAGCCAUCAUGCCAGAUCAUUUAGCAGAGUCUUGCAACCUGGCCAAUCCUAUUCAGAGCCACAAGUGCUUGUUCAGAAAGGAAACCAUCUUGCAAGUGUUGUGGAGCUGUCAUGUUUCGCCACCGUGUCCCUUGCUGCAUCCUCUUUGGCUUUUCAGUUGUUGCUGUCAGCAUCCUGA
Seminavis robusta is the source of this 516-nucleotide messenger RNA. NCBI's taxonomy places the organism in Eukaryota, Bacillariophyta, Bacillariophyceae, Naviculales, Naviculaceae. The record is from the annotation of a GenBank genome assembly.